CGCGGCGCACUUCCGGGAGCCGGCCGCGCGAAUCUCCGCUCCUGCCGCAGCCGGGCGGGGAAGCCGCUGCCUGAACGCCUGUGGAAGGGGAAGGCCUCGCCGCCGUGGUCUGCUAGAGGGGUGCCGGAGGAGAGGUGACAUCCCGGGACGCCAAGUCCGCCGUGGGCAUGAUCCACGAGCUGCUCUUGGCUCUGAGCGGGUACCCGGGGUCCAUUUUCACCUGGAACAAGCGGAGUGGCCUGCAGGUGUCACAGGACUUCCCAUUUCUCCACCCCAGCGAGACCAGCGUCCUGAAUCGGCUCUGUCGGCUUGGCACGGACUACAUUCGCUUCACGGAGUUCAUCGAGCAGUACACCGGCCAUGUGCAGCAACAGGAUCACCAUUCAUCUCAACAAGGCCAAGGUGGGCUACAUGGAAUCUACCUGAGGGCCUUUUGCACUGGUCUGGAUUCAGUUCUGCAGCCAUAUCGCCAAGCACUGCUUGAUCUGGAGCAAGAGUUCCUGGCUGACCCCCAUCUCUCCAUAUCGCAUGUCAAUUACUCCUUAGAUCAGUUCCAGCUCCUUUUCCCCUCCGUGAUGGUGGUAGUAGAGCAGAUUAAAAGUCAAAAGAUUCACGGUUGUCAGAUUCUGGAGACAGUCUACAAACACAGCUGCGGAGGGUUGCCUCCUGUUCGAAGUGCCCUGGAGAAGAUCCUGGCCGUGUGUCAUGGGGUCAUGUACAAACAGCUGUCAGCCUGGAUGCUCCACGGACUCCUGCUGGACCAGUACGAAGAGUUCUUCAUCAAACAGGGUCCAUCUUCCGGUAACCUCAGCACCCAGCCAGAAGAGGAUGAGGAAGAUCUAGGCAUUGGGGGACUGACGGGCAAACAGCUGCGGGAGCUGCAGGACUUGCGCCUGAUCGAGGAAGAAAACAUGCUGGCUCCUUCUCUAAAGCAGUUUUCUCUGCGGGUGGAGAUCUUGCCAUCCUACAUUCCAGUGAGGGUUGCCGAAAAAAUCCUCUUUGUCGGAGAAUCCGUCCAGAUGUUCGAGAAUCAAAAUGUGAACCUGACUAGAAAAGGCUCCAUUUUGAAAAACCAGGAGGACACAUUUGCUGCAGAGCUGCAUCGCCUCAAGCAGCAGCCGCUCUUCAGCCUGGUGGACUUCGAGCAGGUGGUGGACGGCAUCCGCAGCACCGUGGCUGAGCAUCUCUGGAAGUUGAUGGUAGAAGAGUCAGAUCUCCUUGGCCAGCUAAAGAUCAUUAAAGACUUUUACCUCUUGGGACGUGGUGAACUGUUUCAGGCCUUCAUUGACACGGCUCAACACAUGUUAAAGACGCCCCCCACGGCAGUAACUGAGCACGACGUGAACGUGGCCUUUCAGCAGUCUGCACACAAGGUACUGCUGGAUGACGACAACCUCCUUCCUCUGUUGCACUUGACAAUCGAGUAUCACGGAAAGGAGCAUAAAGAUACUGCUCAGGGAAGAGAAGUACCUUCUCGGGAAACUUCUCCGCGGGAAGCUCCUGCCUCUGGCUGGGCAGCCCUCGGUCUUUCCUACAAAGUUCAAUGGCCACUACACAUUCUCUUCACCCCCGCUGUCUUGGAAAAGUAUAAUGUUGUCUUCAAGUACUUGCUGAGUGUGCGGCGGGUGCAGGCUGAGCUGCAGCACUGCUGGGCCCUGCAGAUGCAGCGCAAGCACCUCAAGUCCAACCAGACCGAUGCAGUCAAGUGGCGCCUGCGGAAUCACAUGGCGUUCCUGGUGGACAACCUGCAGUACUAUCUCCAGGUCGACGUGCUGGAGUCUCAGUUCUCACAGUUGCUUCAUCAGAUCAAUUCCACCCGAGACUUUGAAAGCAUUCGCCUGGCUCACGACCACUUUCUGAGCAAUUUGCUGGCACAGUCUUUUAUCCUGCUGAAACCUGUGUUUCACUGCCUGAAUGAAAUCCUGGAUCUGUGCCACAGCUUCUCUCUGCUGGUCAGUCAGAACCUGGGCCCACUGGAUGAGCGGGGCGCUGCCCAGCUGAGCGUUCUCGUCAAGGGCUUUAGCCGCCAAUCUUCACUGUUAUUCAAGAUUCUUUCCAGUGUCCGGAAUCACCAGAUCAACUCAGAUUUGGCACAACUGCUGCUACGACUGGAUUACAACAAAUACUACACGCAGGCCGGUGGGACCCUGGGCAGUUUUGGAAUGUGAAAGCUUCUGCUUCAUAAACCGAAAUCAGUCAAUCCCACCACAUUCCCAAGUGACAUCCUGUUCUCCAGUCACUCACCCCACGGUCUGCAACCCCCCAGGAGGACUGCACUUGUUCCAGGAGCACAGAGGCCUGCCCCUGCGGUGGGGUCUCCUCUAUGGUGGCAGCAGGGACCCUCCGCUCACUAGACACAGGCCUGCCCCUUUCCCUGGCAGUGUGUUAGAAUGUAUCUGUCCUCGGAGACUUACAGAAUACCCACCAUGUACCUGGGUACUGCGUGCUGUGGAAAAUACAGUGAGAAACAAUAGAGAUCACAAAGUGAACUGCUGCAAGUUCCCACAAGGAAAGGCACAGGUAAGCCAGGCUUUCCCUCUGCACACCAGGAAC
Ochotona curzoniae (black-lipped pika) is the source of this 2553-nucleotide messenger RNA. It is a transcript of the gene TUBGCP4, whose product is annotated as tubulin gamma complex associated protein 4. Gene Ontology annotation, cellular component: centrosome; equatorial microtubule organizing center; spindle pole. The transcript is spliced from 18 exons. The coding region runs from base 168 to 2168 and encodes 666 amino acids. The record is from RefSeq and is a predicted model, not a curated record. Gene Ontology annotation, molecular function: microtubule minus-end binding; gamma-tubulin binding. NCBI's taxonomy places the organism in Eukaryota, Metazoa, Chordata, Mammalia, Lagomorpha, Ochotonidae. Gene Ontology annotation, biological process: spindle assembly; mitotic cell cycle; microtubule nucleation.